Planococcus citri (citrus mealybug) is the source of this 4246-nucleotide messenger RNA. RefSeq names its product integrator complex subunit 12-like. The transcript has 6 exons. Lineage: Eukaryota; Metazoa; Arthropoda; Insecta; Hemiptera; Pseudococcidae. Bases 318 to 1523 code for a protein of 401 amino acids. The record is from RefSeq and is a predicted model, not a curated record.
ACAAUACAGAGCACAGCACCGAAUGGUCUGCGAGAAAUGUUUGGUGUUUUUGGAAGUUGUGAAUGCUUUGAUGUACGAUUGUAUUUAAAUAAUUAAUAAUUAAUUAUUUAAAUAAUAGCCAUAGUGUUUCGUUAUUAUAAAGUUAUAUUCCGUUCUGUUGAUAUGUUAUGCGAAUAACCGUCCAAUUAAAAUGGCCGCUCCACAUCGGAGUGAAGCAGUGGUACUCUCGCAUAGUGGUAUUUAGAAAAGUAUGACGCUCCUUUUUAAAUACCACAGUCCAUUUUCUUGAUGGUAAACGAACACUUGAAAUCAGUGAUAUGUCUUCUGAUAAAAGAAAGGAAGUCAACGAAAAACACGAUACACCAGAUAGUACAACAAAAGAACGUCUUGGUUUUUACGAAGGCGAUGAUAUCCUCGUAUCACAAGCAGAUGGUACUUUUCAUUUAGGCACUGUCGCAGAGAUAUGCGCUUCAAGUAAAAAAUGUUUAGUGAAAUUUGGCGAUGGAACAGAAUCCUGGUCACAUUUCAGAGACCUUACGCCCCUCAAUAUACCAGAUACCGAAGAGUGUUCAGUCGUUUGCGUUACCUGUAAACGUUCACAAACUAAGAAAAAUAACGCUAUAGUCGUAUGUAAAAAAUGUGAUCGUGGGUAUCAUCAAGAAUGCUAUAAGCCGGUCAUCCAGUCGGCCAAAAAGGAUUGGAAAUGUAAACGUUGUAAUCGAAGUAAUAAAAACUGCCAACCUGUAACGAAAAAGACUGUUAUCAAAGACUUACCCUAUGACGCUACAACGAAUAACUCGUCAAAUUCGGAUCGUCAUUUGGCCGACUUACCGCCUACUCCGCCAUCCUCGGUCUCGGAUCCGGAAACACCUCAACUAUCCAUAGUAAACGGCGAACCGCCUACGUCACCGGUCGAAGACCGCUGCUGCGAUUUCAACGAAACAUCGACGCCAAAUCAAACCACCGCCAGCGGUAUCGCAGCCAGCGCUGAAACAUCUACGUCCGGUCCAUGUUUAAACCUAGACGAUCUUCUUUCAUCGCGAACUACAAGAGCCAACGGUCGAUCGUCGAUCAGCCUUCCGUUGCAGUUGAACGCUGUGAUAACCGACCCAGUGAUUAGGCCGACUAAACGUCGACUCAGCGAAAAAGAUAUCCGCGUGAAGACCAACGGAGAAAUACGCGUUAAACGUCGUCGCAUUAAUCGACUCAAUAGUCUGGGUAAUCUGAGACCUAGUGUCGACAAAGCCUUGGCAGCGGCCCUCGCUGCAGCAGCAGCAGCCAGACCAUCGACAUCCGCAUCGGCGUGCUCAACGCCGGUGAAAAUAGUUCCCAACGGAUCGACGUCGGCUGAUCUGAAGAGCGUAGUUUAUGGAUAUUAUAACGACGAGACUAAGAGUGACGCCGAAACGAAAUUAGACAAGGUUAAAGCCGGAGAAGAAUUCAGAAUUUGUGGUAAAAGACAAACGAUCGAUGGGAAAGUAGAGUAUCUUAUCGACUGGAUAAAAUGUACGAAACCUCUAUGAUAUCGAAGUUCAUUCUUAUUUGACCUUAUAUUAGCUGAGUGUCGAAUGCAAUUCUCAUUUGUUUCGUAUUCCAUUUGUAAGAGAUUUUUUUUUCUUUCUUUUUUUUUCAUCGUCUUUUUCUUUCUUUUCUUGUUACCUAUUUUUAUGAAUUAUUUUCGUUUUAGCUCUCAUGAUGAGUGAGUGAGAUACUCACCUUAAAAUUUGAAAUAGGUGUAUGUUUUUUAAUAUGAGGGACAUCGAAGAUUUGGCAUUUUUCGUUCGGUUCUCAAUUUCUUUCUUUUUUUUUUGGACGGUUGUCGAAAAAAAUGAUAGAAUUGAGGUUUAACGAAGAAAACCUCAAAGGGAAGGUCAAUUAGGUAUAAGAAAAUGUGCGAAUUCUUCGACAUGGAAAUCAUUUUUUUAUUUAAAUUUUAAAUCAGUCGAAUGUAAUUAACCAUCAUUGUAUUUCAUCUUGAAAAGAUUUUUUUUUUUAUUUUCGUUAUUUUUCUUCUCUUUUCUCGUUGCCUAUUUUUAUCAAUUUUUUUUUUUUUUUUUUUUUCGUUUUAACUUUUACGUUUAGCUGAUGAGUAAUUAUGAGAUUGUCUGGGGAGUUAAGGUGUUAUUGUGAGCUGCGAUGAAGUUUUGGUUCCUUCGUUCGAGCUCGAUUUUCAUUUUUCUUUAUUUUUUUUUCGAUGUGUUUUUUGUUUUGUUGUGCAUUUCAUUUUUUCUUUUUCUUUUUUUCUAAUUUAUUUUUUCCAAACCAAACCGUGUUUUCAAUUUGAAAGACUGAAAAUAUUCGCGUUCGAUGAUGAUACAGAAUCGUACGUCGCUUCGUAUAUUUUUAAUUACUUAGAAAGACGAUUCAGCGAUUAGAGAAAUUACUCGGGGAAUUUCUCUCCUCUUCCUCUUUACUUCUUUAUUAUAAUGAUGACGAAUCGACGAACUACGCGUCGUCGUCUGUGAGAAUAAAUUCUUUGCUCGAGGUGCUCGCCGACGACGACGGUAUGUAAUAUAAAUAUGAUGAUGUUGCAUUAAUCAUUCGUCUUUAAAAUAUGAUUUGUUGGCAGUAUCUUGACCAGACGACCACACUUCCUUUGGCAUUUUUAAUUUAGCAAAAGAAUGUUUUCUUGUCAUGAUUAUUACUAUUUUUUUUUUUUCAAAAAGUGGGGUAUUUUUCAAGUUAUUGAUCAAAGGAAGCAUGCUGACAAAGAUUAUUGGAAAGUUUCUGGACAUUUGUGGGAAAAAUCAACUUUCAAAUCCAUAAAUUUCUAUGGAAAUUUAGUGAAAAAAAUUUUUUUAAACAGAGAAAAUUGUAAAAAAAAAACCGUUUAAUUUCUGCAAAAUAUUGAUAAAAUUGUUUAAAAUGAAAGAAAAUUUCAAAAAUUUGUUGAGUAAUGGAAAAUUUAUUAAUUGUAGUUGAUAAUUGGCAUUUUUUCAAAAUGAUUAUGGCAUACCUUAUAUUUUGAAGGAAUAUAAAUUUCCAGUAACUUGUGAAAAUAUUGGCGUUGAUUUGUUUCAAUUUUUUUUUUAAGUAGGGAAAAUUUUUCGACGAAUUGAUUAUUAUAUUUUCCAUUUCACUGAAAACAAUCACAACUAAACUUGAUGUAAUUUUUCUAAUAUGCUUGUCUUGAAAUCGUCCACUUUCGAAUGUUUAUUUUUUUUUAUUUUUUAUUUUUUGUUCGCUGUAAGAUGGAAAAAAAAUGUGUUUACUAAAUGUAUAGGUACCUAGUUGUUUCAUAUUUUCUAUCGGUUGGCAAAAGGUAUAAGGAAGUUAGUGAAAGAUAUACGUAUAUUUUUAAAAAUUAGAAGCAAAGGUAUAAAAUAACGAUGGUUGAAAGUUAUUGAUUAUGUUUUUAACUAGAGAUAAUGUAUAUUGUAAAAAAAAAUUUGUAUAGCGUUGAAUUUUAAUUGUUUGUUAUUAUGCAAAUUGAUCCUUUUUUUUACCUAUGUGAAUUGAAUGUUCCAAACGUUCACCACGAAUCUACGAGGUUGGUUUUAUUUUCAUGGUGAGUUAUGUGGUGUAAUAUCCUUUUAAUAAUAUUUAUUUAAACUGAAAUUUCGAUCCACUAGAUGUGUACGUUUCUGUUAUAUUUUCUUCUGCCAUUUAUUCGGAUAUUAUUUUUUUUCUUUCAAAAGUUUUUAGUUGAGAUAAAAAAUACUCGAAAGUUGAAAAUCGGACAGGUUUGUUUGCAGAACAUGAAAUUAAAGUAUUAGAAAUCACAUCAUCACUCAUGAGUAGUAUAAAUUACUUUUUAAAAAGGUGGAUUUGUCGUUGGCUUGAAGCUUAUGUAUUGAACGUGAAACUACUUUUGAGCUAGUUUUUAUGAGAAGAGUUUUAUUUAUUUAAUUUUACAUACGAGGGAAUUCGUUGCAUAUUUUCCUUUUUUUUUUUUUACGAUUUUAUUCAUUUUACACGAUUUAUGUAGGUAGAUUAAGCGUCGUAUUUUUUUUUUGUUUUAUUGAAAAGUUUUUGUGCGCUGUUAGAAAAUUAUUGAUGAUCUCAGGGUUUUUUUCCACAAAAACUUUGAAAGUAGGGGAUUUUUUUUUCUUCGAACGUGUAGCGUAACAAUUUUUUUUAAGAUAAGAAAUGAUCAUUGUAAAUGUACGUAAUUAGUGUCGUUCACGUUAUUAAUUUUAAUGGUUCUGUGAUAUUGAAAUUGUACAAUUUUUGCGCAUUUUUAUGUAUAACUUGGCUAUUCAUAUAAAUUUGUAAUAUAUUCGUAUUGCGAUUCCGUGUGUGCGAA